Molecule: messenger RNA, 1365 nt
Organism: Talaromyces atroroseus
Lineage: Eukaryota; Fungi; Ascomycota; Eurotiomycetes; Eurotiales; Trichocomaceae
Exons: 5
Coding region: 1-1365 (454 amino acids)
Biological process (GO): carbohydrate metabolic process; chitin catabolic process
Cellular component (GO): extracellular region
Molecular function (GO): chitinase activity; chitin binding
Source: RefSeq, a predicted model, not a curated record
AUGAUGAAAUGCGUUCCUUAUCUCGCUGCUUUUGCAGCAGCUUUUACAAGUGUUCAAGCCGGUCUCAACUUGGAUGCUGUUAACAACGUUGCUGUCUACUGGGGCCAAAACUCCGUCAAUACUCUUGGUACUGGCCACCAAGAGCGCUUGAGCUACUAUUGUGAAAGCGCCGAUGAGGUCGAUGUUUACAUACUCUCCUUCAUUACUAUGUACAACGGCCUGGGCGGCUAUCCUGAAACCAACUUCGCCAACGCAGGCAACAACUGCACUACCUUUGACGGGACUGAGCUGCUUGAUUGCCCGCAAAUUGCCGAAGAUAUUGUUACUUGCCAGGGUCUUGGAAAGACUAUUCUUCUGUCUACUGGAGGUGGCACAUACACCGAAGGUGGAUUCACCAGCGAGGCUGAAGCAACGGAAUUUGCCAAUCUUGUGUGGGAAGUCUUCGGACCUGUUUCUGACAACAGCUCUGUACUUCGCCCCUUUGGAACAGCAGUCGUUGAUGGAUUCGACUUUGACUUUGAGAACCUUGAAAUGAGCAACAUGCCCACUUACGCCAAUCAGUUGCGCAGCCUUUACGAAACUGAUACAUCCAAGACGUACUAUCUAACUGCCGCUCCACAAUGUGUCUAUCCAGAUGAAGCCGAUGGUCCAAUGCUUGCUGGCACUGUCUACUUUGACGCCAUUUGGAUUCAAUUCUACAACAACGGCUGUGGAAUCUCAAGCUUCACAGCAGGUUCUGAAACCCAAUGGAACUUCAACUUCGACACUUGGGACAACUGGGCCAAGACCGUCUCUUUGAACCCUAAUGUCAGAGUCAUGAUGGGAGUCCCUGGCAACACGGGGGCUGGAGGCGGCUAUGAACCACCUGCUACUAUCGGCGAAGUCAUCGACUAUGUCAUCGAUAACAACUACACCUCGUUUGGCGGUAUCAUGGUCUGGGAUGCAAGUCAAGCCUGGGAGAACACCGGUUUCAUUUCUUCAGUAUAUGCCUAUUUGCCUACCGGCACGUCCACUCCUUCACCUACGACUUCCACCGUCGUUACAUCGAGCACUAGCACCACGAGCAGCAGCACAUCUACUUCUACUACUUUGAUCACCACUACUGCUCCCACUACCACUUCCACCACCACCACAUCCUCAUCCACAACAACCAGCACCGCCCCAACAUCCACAAGCAGCACCUGCCCUGUCGCCGGAGCUUCCUGCUCUAAUAGUGGCGAAUACCGCUGCACUGGUAGCAGCUUCGGUAUUUGCGACAACGGUGCAUGGGUAAUUCAGUCUUGCCCUUCCGGUGAUGUCUGUGUCCAGGAUGGUUCCUCGCUUUACUGCGCCGCUUCUGGCUCCAGUGAGCCUGUCUGCGCUUGA